This is a messenger RNA of Cryptococcus wingfieldii CBS 7118, 1500 nucleotides long. RefSeq names its product alpha-amylase AmyA. The record is from RefSeq and is a predicted model, not a curated record. NCBI's taxonomy places the organism in Eukaryota, Fungi, Basidiomycota, Tremellomycetes, Tremellales, Cryptococcaceae. Bases 1 to 1500 code for a protein of 499 amino acids. The transcript is spliced from 6 exons. Gene Ontology annotation, molecular function: alpha-amylase activity; calcium ion binding. Gene Ontology annotation, biological process: carbohydrate catabolic process.
AUGGCCGCUCGUUCCAAGUUGCUCGCCCUUCUACCCUUCCUUGCGCUCUCUCAAGCUGCUACCAGUGAGGAGUGGAGGUCGAGGUCUAUCUAUCAGAUCGUAACCGACCGUUUCGCUUCCCCCUCCGAUUCCGCCUCUUGCCCCCUGGGCUCGACCACCUACUGCGGCGGUACUUGGCAAGGCAUCAUCUCCAAACUCGACUACGUCCAGAGCUUGGGCUUUGAUGCGGUGUGGAUCAGUCCGACCGCUCUGAACGUUGAGGGGAGUACAGAGUAUGGCGAGGCUUACCAUGGUUAUUGGACGUCCGACCCGACGCAGCUCAACUCCCAUUUCGGCAACGAAACCGACCUUAAAGCGCUUUCCUCAGCCCUCCACAGCAGGGGCAUGUAUCUCAUGGCCGACAUCGCCCUCAAUGCCCUCUCCUCCGCCUCAUCCACCCUUUCAGCCGACUCCCUCUCUGCCGCGAACGACGGUACACUUCUUUUCAAGGACCCUUCCAACUAUCAUGAUCGGUGCGAUAUCGAUUACAGUGAUGAAGACUCGAUCAGGCAGUGUUGGUUGACUACAGGGGAUGAUAAUGGGGCUGUAGCUAUGAUGGAUCUCAAAACGGAGGAUGACACCGUUGCUGGGGUGUUGAAAGAUUGGAUAAAGGAGUAUGCGGAGAAUUAUGAUAUCGAUGGGCUGAGGGUGGAUGCUAGUAGGCAUAUGGGUACGGAUUUCCAGCAUGACCUGUGUGCGGCGGCUGGUAUCUUCUGUAUCGGCGAGAUCUUUGAAGACAACACCAGCUAUGUGGCAGGGUUCCAAGGCGAUGGUGCCCUCGACGCUACCCUCGGCUUCCCCAUGAAGACGGGCCUCAUCGACACAUUCACCGGCUCCGAUACCACCUCCACCUUGGCAGGCUACAUCUCCGACGCUGCUCAGUACUACGCCGACCCGACAGUCAUUGGCACCUUCCUCGACAACCACGACCUCCCCCGGGUGAACUCGUUGACGGAUGACACGACGUUGGUUUGGAACGCGCUGGUAGGGCAAUUCUUGUAUGGCGGGAUUCCCAUUGUGUAUCAGGGCACGGAGCAAGAUAUUGCCGAUGGGCCUGGGGACCCGCAGAACCGCGAAGCGUUGUGGAAUUAUAACGACUAUUCCACUUCUGGGGAGACGUAUGGGAGGAUUAAGAAUCUGAACAAGAUCAGGUCUGGGCUGGGAGGGGCUGAUAGUAGCUUUUACGAGACUGUUGGGGAGGUCUUAGCCCAGCAGGAUAGUGAUAUUGCUAUCAAGCGGGGCAAUGCUCUGGCUGUAUUGACCAAGCGAGGUGGAUCGGGGACUGGCACUUGGACUGUCAGCGGCGCCGACUUUGGCAAUUCUGCUUCCAUUGUCGAUCUUCUUUCAUGUGAUUGGUCGACUACCUCGGACUCGGGCGAUAUCACCAUCACCUGGACGGCUGGCCAGCCUUUCGUCUAUGUGGCGUCGGACGUUGCCAGUCAAGCUGGUUUGUGUCAGUGA